CUUCAACGUAAGAGAAUGAAUGUAAUGUCGCUGCUGCAAGUCAAGGGCUGGUUGAAAGCUCAACAUAUACAGGUCCAUGAUGAGUGGAUAGAAGCUUGCUUGGAUUGGCUUAAGUCCGAGCAUCAGGGAAAAGUGUUAAAUGAUACCAACCUUAAAUCUAUGGUGUAUGAACAGUGGCUAGAUUCUGAUUUGUCUGAAAUAGCGCCACCUAUAUUGCCUGUUGGCAUCAACAAGGAGACAAAAACCGAGUUGAAAGGAAAAUAUGCUUUACAAAUGAACUAUGUUGAGGAUGUCAGUGAAUCCGCAUACACUCAGCUUCAAAAAGUCAAAGGUAAAGAGAAUGCUAAUGUGUUUGUUACUGCGACACCAGCUACACAGAGCCAGUACAAUGUAAAAUCGAGCCGAAUGUUGAUGUUGUAUUUGACGGACGGUCAUCAGAGUAUGCAAGCAAUGGAGUAUAAACCUGUACGAUGUCUUAAUACAAGUUUACCGCCAGGAACAAAGGUAUCUCUAGAGGGCAGCAUAACAUGUAGACUUGGUGUCCUGAUGUUGUCUGAAGAGAAUAUCAAAGUGCUUGGCGGUGAAGUAGACACUCUCGUUGAGACCUGCUCUCAAGUUCAAGUUCUUUCAAAAGCCCUGUCUGAUGAAGGCAGAACUAAAAUACCUGAACACUUCCGAAAUGGAGUCACAACAAAAAUUACGAACGAUCCAGAGAAAUGUCAGAUUGUUCCUAAUCAGCGGAAAGGGAAUGUUCAAGCGGUUAAAACGACUGCUGGCACCACUCCCGAUGAUGACUUUCUAAUGGAUGAAGAAGAUUUUAAUGAUGACAUGCUGCAAGAAAUGAAGGAAAUUGAGAUGCUAGAACGACAGCACCAUCAGCGGCAAGAACCAGAAGAAUGGCCCGAUGAUGUUGAUGACGAUCUUCUACAAUCAAUUCCAGAUGACAUCAUUCUUCCAGAUGUAGACUUGUCAUCACACGAACCAAAAAGAAUUAACUCAGUGGAUAGCAAGCCAAUGACCACAGGAAAUCAAGCUUUCGUUCCAAGGAAUAUGGCCACUAAAAAUAGUAUUUUUCCAACUUGGAGUUCCACUUCAAAAAAUGCAGUUAAGUCAGACUCGGGUGAACCAAUUUGGAAUUCAACAAACUUUAGUUCGUCAAGUAGUCAGAAUGUGAUGAAUAAACAAACUGUAUAUCCACACUCUGCAACAAAUAAACAAACUGUAAAUCUACAGUCUGCAGUUACUUCUAGGACGGGUCAACCAAGGCCACUUCCAGAUAGUGGAGAAGAAUGUUAUUCAAAGAGCGAUGUUGCUAAGAUAGUAUCUUGUGAAGAAGUCAUCAUGAUUUCAGAUGAUGAAGAGGACUUGAACAUAUGUGAUAAAAGCAAACUAACAGAAUUUAUUUCUCUGCAAGAUUCUUUUCUGCAGACUCAAGGAACUUUUAAAAUUAAGGGAAAUUUCACUACACUGAUUACUGGUUUAAGUUACGAUUCUUCUGGUUGGAAGCUUGCUGCCACGGUAACAGAUGAUGGUGGGCAGACGACUUUGGAUGUGGACUUAGCUGAUAAGGUGCUUUCAAAGUUAAUUGGCUUCACUGUUCUUGAAAUGAUGAUGAUGAAGAAAGAAAUGAAAAGUAACAAAAAAGAGGUUGCCCAAAGAAUAAAAUCAGUAAGUGUGAUUAAAAAUGUGAAAACGUUUGCAUGUGGCGAUGAGUCAUACAGCAUUGCUAGCAGUAACGAAAACGUGAAAAUAGCGGAAAGUUUCCCAAGCCACUGUACGGAAGAUGGAGAAGAUACAUUCAGUGAUUUCCUUAAAAAUGAAGCUAAAAUCGUCAACAAUCCAGUAUUAUAA
Anneissia japonica is the source of this 1851-nucleotide messenger RNA. RefSeq names its product recQ-mediated genome instability protein 1-like. Gene Ontology annotation, cellular component: RecQ family helicase-topoisomerase III complex; nuclear body. NCBI's taxonomy places the organism in Eukaryota, Metazoa, Echinodermata, Crinoidea, Comatulida, Comatulidae. The record is from RefSeq and is a predicted model, not a curated record. The transcript has 14 exons. Bases 16 to 1851 code for a protein of 611 amino acids. Gene Ontology annotation, biological process: resolution of meiotic recombination intermediates; double-strand break repair via homologous recombination. Gene Ontology annotation, molecular function: nucleotide binding.